AUGGCACCUUACGUUCAAGAAGCCGCUGGCACCGAUCCAGCCUCUAAAGCUAACCUCCAGUCUAAGAAGGCGGUGCUCAACCACGACCAGAUCCUAAAGCCCGUCGCGGACGACUUCAUGUACGACUUCAGGUACAACCACAGUCUACCCACUACCGACAUCUUAGGCGUUGAGAUCCCCACCCACUGCGAUGCUCAGAAGGAGGCCGAGGGCAUCAUAGCCCGUCUCUCUACAGCAACAUCAAAGGGAGAUGCGCAAGCUUUCGCUGGGCUGUUCCUCGAUUAUGGCGUGUGGCGUGACAAGCUCUCAUUCACCUGGGAUUUCCGCACAUUUAACUUCAGAGAGGUCAUCUUAAAGGCCGCUACCGACCUUUUGCCUCAAACCAAGGCUAGAAAUUUCGACUUCCUCGAGCCUGCGCCUUCGGUGUUUCGCCCUUACCCUGACUUCUCUCAGCUACAAUUUGUUGUAUCCUUCGAGACUGAUAUUGUCCUUGCUUCGGCCGUCAUCAAUGCAGUCCUCACUCCGGAUGGCUGGAGAAUUUAUACCAUGCACACUGUUGCCGAAAGCCUCAAGCAAGCCGAGGCCAUCAACAGUGUUGACCCCGAGGUGCUGAUCAUCGGCGGUGGUCAAAAUGGUCUCGCUAUGGCAGCACGCUUGAAAGUUCUUGGUAUGGAAAAUCUGAUUAUCGAACGCAGCGAGGAAGUCGGAGAUAUCUGGAAGAAGCGUUAUGAAUAUCUUUCACUGCACUUCCCACACUGGCCCGAUGCCUUACCAUACUUCAAAUACCCUCGGCAUUGGCCCACAUAUACCCCGGCUCAGAAGCAGGGCCUAUACAUGAAGUGGUAUGCCUCCGCUCUGGAGCUCAAUGUCUGGACCAAAUCGGAGGUUGUGAAGGCCGAGCAGGACGCCGAGGGUAAGUGGACCAUUGUAAUUAACAAGGAGGGCAAGGAGACUCGUACACUGCACCCUAAGCAACUCAUCAUGGCAACGUCGCUAUGCGGUGUCCCUUCCAUCCCAGCCGUGCCUGGCAUGGCUGACUUCCGGGGAGUGAUCCGUCACUCUAGCGCCCACAAGAGUGCCCGUGACUUUGUCGGUAAGAAGGUCUGCGUCGUCGGUACCUCAUCCUCGGGCUUUGACACGGCUUAUGAGUGCGCCCGCCUGGGAAUCGAUGUGACCCUCCUUCAGCGGUCACCGACUUACGUCAUGUCUUUGACCCAUUCUGUUCCUCGCCUGCUUGGAGGAUACGCGCCCGACAAGAAUGGCAACCUUCCCGAUCUCGAGGUGCAGGAUCGUCUCAUGUUCUCUACGCCAGUUGGACCUGGCGAGGAACUCGCUAGGCGCACCGCUGAGGUCCUCGAAGAGCUCGACAAGCCCCUCCUCGAAGCUCUUAACGCUCGAGGUCUGCGAACAUGGCGCGGCCAGCGCGAUACUGGCAACUCCACACUAGGUCAGACCCGGAACGGUGGAUUCUACUUCGAUGCCGGUGCUUGCGAGGAAAUUAUCAAUGGCAACAUCAAGGUGGAGCCGGGCUUUGUUGAAAGGUUCACCGAAGAUAAGGUGAUCUUAAACGGCGGGCGUGAGAGGAAGUUUGACCUAGUCGUCUUUGCCACCGGAUUUUCGAACAUGAUCGACUCCAUUCGAGCAACUCUUGGUGAGAGGAUUGCAAGCCAAUGCGGACCUAUUUGGGGUAUAGAUGAGGAAGGCGAGUACAAGACGGCCUACCGGGAGACGGGAGUGCCCAACAUGUGGAUCAUGGUUGGUUUCCUUCCAAUGACCCGGUAUGCCUCCAAAUUAUUAGCUUUGCGGCUGAAAGCUGUAAAGGAGGGUAUUUCCCCGCCCCCUUACAAAGUCUAG
Molecule: messenger RNA, 1854 nt
Organism: Aspergillus lentulus
Lineage: Eukaryota; Fungi; Ascomycota; Eurotiomycetes; Eurotiales; Aspergillaceae
Source: RefSeq, a predicted model, not a curated record